Messenger RNA from Eucalyptus grandis, 928 nucleotides. RefSeq lists its product as uncharacterized. The transcript is spliced from 3 exons. Lineage: Eukaryota; Viridiplantae; Streptophyta; Magnoliopsida; Myrtales; Myrtaceae. Bases 47 to 700 code for a protein of 217 amino acids. The record is from RefSeq and is a predicted model, not a curated record.
AAGACAGCGGUCACGAUCACGAUUCGAGACUGUAGCCCCACCUAUAAUGUUGCUGGGACUCGCAGUGUAUCAUCAUGUGAGAUUUGCCGGCAUAAUUUCCUCUGAAAGGUCCCACUGUGACCUUCUUUUUCCUCCUCCAUAUUCUUCACAAAACUCAUUUUUCUCGAUUCGGAGCUGCAGCAGGAUGGCCAACGUGAUAGCAUUCGCUUGCCUCCUGGUCGUCGCCAUGGACGUACUCGCCGGAGUUCUCGCUAUCGAAGCAGAAGCUGCUAAGAACAAGCAGGCGCAGAAGAGUAGCAAGAGCUUAGCCUGCAAAGAAUUGAGGAACCACUCGUUCGAGCUCGCGCUGGCGGCCACGGUGCUCCUCGCUCUCGCCCACGUCUCCUCGAAUCUGCUCGGAGGGUGCAUCUGCAUUUGCUCCGUUGAUGAGAUCGAGCAGUCCUCCUCCAACAGGCAGCUCUGGUUCGCUUGUCUCGUCUCCUCUUGGAUCGUCGCAGCCGUUGGAUUCCCGAUGCUGGUCUUCGGCAUGUUAGAGAACUUGAAAUUGCAAGGGUCGUGCAGGUUCUUGCAUCCGCAUUUCCUGUUGAUCGGCGGGGGUCUAUGCUUUGUUCAUGGCCUCUUAUGUAUAAUUCUGUACGUCUCUUCAGUUGUCAGCUUCAAGAGAGACAAGGCUGGCGGACGCGAAGCUCGCCCUCGAUAGAAAACCGCGUUAGAUGUGUACAUUUGAGAUUCGCUAGUUGUAGUUUUUUUUUUUUUUUUUUUUUUGGUCAAUGCUAGUUGUAGUUUACAUCAAUUGCAAUUACACCUAAUUGCCUCCUCAAUUUAUAUAUAAUGGAGGGCUUGUACUCUUCAUUUGGUAAUGUGAAUACAUUACAUUAAUCCUCUUUGACAACGAGUAAUGGCAGAUGAGUUGCAAGUUUUAGACAAA